UCCCCCCUAAAGGCAGAGACAACAAAAGAAAUUGUAUUGAGAGCAAAACACAAGUCCCUAAACUGCGAAGAUGUUCGCCAGGAUGUCUGAUCUCCAUGUUCUGCUGUUAAUGGCUCUGGUGGGAAAGACAGCCUUUGGGUUCUCCCUGAUGUCUUUGUUCGAUGCUCUGGACCCAGUCUACCAGUGGAACCAGAUUAUGUCAAGCUGCCGUGCCUCGCUACCCAAGAAAAUACGUGGACGAUUUUCUAGAUUUCUACAGAGCUCAUCAGGCAUUUUCUUGGCCAAAUUGGACCCCUGACCUCUAUGAUGAAAGCUAUGAGUAUUCUGACCAGGAAGAGACUACCAGUAGCACACUUGCCCAACCUGAGAAUCCUGACUGGUACUACACUGAGGACCAAGUCGAUCCAUGUGAGCCCAAUCCCUGUGAACAUGGUGGGGACUGCCUUGUCCAUGGGAGCACCUUCACCUGCAGCUGCCUGGACCCUUUCUCUGGGACUAAAUGUCAGAAAGUGCAAAACAGGUGCAAGGACAACCCAUGUGGCCGAGGCCAAUGUCUCAUUACCCAGAGCCCUCCCUACUACCGCUGUGCCUGUAAACACCCUUACACAGGUCCCAACUGCUCCCAAGUGGUUCCCGUGUGCAGGCCAAACCCCUGCCAGAAUGGGGGUACCUGCUCCCGGCAUAAGCGGAGAUCCAAGUUCACCUGUGCGUGUCCUGACCAGUUCAAGGGGAGAUUCUGUGAAAUAGGUUCUGAUGACUGCUAUGUUGGCGAUGGCUACUCUUACCGAGGGAAAAUUAAUAGGACAGUCAACCAGCACGCAUGCCUUUACUGGAACUCCCACCUCCUCUUGCAGGAGAAUUACAACAUGUUUAUGGAGGAUGCUGAAGCCCAUGGGAUUGGGGAGCACAACUUCUGCAGAAACCCGGAUGCAGACGAAAAGCCUUGGUGCUUCAUUAAAGUUAGCAGUGACAAGGUGAAAUGGGAGUACUGUAAUGUCACAGCCUGCUCAGCCCAAGACAUUGCCUACCCAGAGGAAAGCCCCACUGAGCCGUUGUCCAAGCUUCCGGGGCUUGACUCCUGCGGAAAGACUGAGAUAACAGAAAGGAAGAUCAAGAGAAUCUAUGGAGGCUUUAAGAGUGCGGCUGGCAAGCACCCGUGGCAGGCAUCCCUGCAGACCUCAGUGCCUCUGACCAUCUCCAUGCCCCAGGGCCACUUCUGCGGGGGGGCACUGAUCCACCCCUGCUGGGUGCUCACCGCUGCCCACUGCACCGACAUAAAAGCCAGACAUCUCAAGGUGGUGCUAGGGGACCAAGACCUGAAGAAAGCAGAAUUUCAUGAGCAGAGAUUUGGGGUGGAGAAGAUAUUCAAGUACAGCCACUACAAUGAAAGAGAUGAGAUUCCCCACAAUGAUAUUGCUUUACUCAAGUUAAAGCCAGUGAAUGGACACUGUGCUCUGGAAUCCAAAUAUGUGAAGACCGUGUGCUUGCCUGACAGGUCCUUUCCCUCUGGGACUGAAUGCCACAUCUCUGGUUGGGGUGUUACAGAAACAGGAGAAGGGUCCCGCCAGCUCCUGGAUGCCAAAGUCAAGCUAAUCUCCAACACUUUGUGCAACUCCCGCCAACUCUAUGAUCACAUAAUUGAUGACAGUAUGAUCUGUGCAGGAAACCUUCAGAAACCUGGGCAAGACACCUGCCAGGGUGACUCUGGAGGCCCCCUGACCUGUGAGAAGGAUGGUACCUACUACGUCUAUGGGAUAGUGAGCUGGGGCCUAGAGUGUGGGAAGAGGCCAGGGGUCUACACCCAAGUUACCAAGUUCCUGAAUUGGAUCAAAGACACCAUCCAAAGUCAAAGUGACUUUUAAGGUACUGUCUUCUGGACCUCAGAGCCCAUUCUCCUUAGCACCCUGACACCAGGAGGCCUCAUGGCCAACAAUGGACACCCCGGACUCUCCAGGGGACCACACAGUGGAGUGUCCUCGGUCUCAGCAGAGACAGCUGCCACCCAUCCUGGGCCUUUCCGGACCGGCAUUUGCAUGAUUUCACAAGGCUCCUUCUGCCUCCCUUGGUAACCCAAGGAAUGAUGGAAUCAAUACGCCACAGUAUGUUUGCUUCCCUCAACCAACUGUACCUUCCAGAAAAUCAGUGUUCACAGAGACCGCCUCCACCACAGACAUCUGCAAAUGCAGACAUCAGAAUGCCCAGCAUCAGCAGGCACCACCGUCACAUCUUUAUUCCCCAGCCCAGACACUUGAGGUGCUCAACAGAACCAGCCAUCCACAUCUAGCUAUCAGAGAGGACCACAAAUACAACAUUCUCCAUUCGCUUUCAGCGUUAGUAUUUUAAUAAAGGCAGAUCUAGGAUGGGCUGGUGGGCCAUUUCUUCCAGCUCGCCCAAAUCAAAGCCAUCUGAAGCAUGUCUCUGGUGAGCAAACUGCCUCUCUGGCCUCUCAAGAAUCGGAGCAGACAUGGCUCACAACAGCAGGGCCUUCUUCCUUUUGACGUGCAGAAUCUCAGUGGCAUCUGGGUUCACCUCCCCACUCUGAUGAUCUCCAGCCUCCAUUGCUUCUGCUCUGGGCUGCUGGAAUCAAACAUACCCCAUGUUAAAAUGACGUUCCCAGCCUGUUCCCAUAGGACACGCUAAGAAGCCCUGGGAGCUAACAUGUCCACCCUCCCCUUCUUUUUCCCCUCCUCUACCCUCCCCAAGAAAGAGGGUCCUCAAGGCAAGAAUGAGAAAGAAGCAAAGCCAAUUUCUCAUUUAGACCUGGCAUCUUUCUUCUGAACAAAGUAGGGUUCAAAAUGCACACUGUCGUAUCCAGCAAGUCCCUGACCCUUUCUGCGAAUGUAACGAGCAAGCAGUCAGCACAGCCUGGGCUGCCCUGGCCCGGGAUUGAUGUAGCCCCGGUAGGUUUGCCUCUGCAGAACUAAUGGCUGUGACUUCAGAGAAAGCCCUGCAGGAAGUUUAACCUGCAUGUCAUCUGCCUGGUCAUCUCAGACCCAUGAAAUUAGGCACCUUGUUUGAGCCGCAUUUCACAUUUCUUUAGAGCUAUCUGACCUUUGGCCAAAAAUAAACUUUGAAAAGAAACAA
This is a messenger RNA of Callithrix jacchus (white-tufted-ear marmoset), 3084 nucleotides long. RefSeq names its product hyaluronan binding protein 2 (gene HABP2). The record is from RefSeq and is a predicted model, not a curated record. Gene Ontology annotation, molecular function: calcium ion binding; serine-type endopeptidase activity. Gene Ontology annotation, biological process: proteolysis. Lineage: Eukaryota; Metazoa; Chordata; Mammalia; Primates; Cebidae.